Messenger RNA from Phytomonas sp. EM1, 2517 nucleotides. Lineage: Eukaryota; Euglenozoa; Kinetoplastea; Trypanosomatida; Trypanosomatidae. The record is from the annotation of a GenBank genome assembly.
AUGAGCUUUCGAGGGUAUGCGCUCCUUUUAGUUUUGGUAUCCUUUACCAUGGCCCUCGCGACCGACGUACCGCUCCAGUCGACAGGCCACGCCCUCCUCGUUUCACGCAUCCCCGAAAGGAAGACGGCGCUUUACGUCACCCCGUAUCGGGAUGGCAUCCUCCGCCUCACCAUAAAACCUGAAAAGGAGUGGAGCUUCACCGUCCCGCACAGCGUGGUGGCGGAGCCGGAAGCCUUUGAAACGCCAGGGCUGAAUUGCACGCCUCAUGAUGCGACCUGCGUGGUGGAGCAUCAGAACUGCACGAUGGUGAUUCGCCUCUCUCAAGGGGCCUCCGAGGUGAUCGUGAACUACACCUGCGUCGGCCUCCCGUUGGUAUCCGCGACGGUGGAUCUCCAGCAAACCCCACGCGCCGUGGUCACCUCUACGUUCCCGUCUGCGCAGACGAUGUAUGGCCUUGCGGAGCACGCGGCGGAUUUGCCUUUGCGCUCCGGUAGCCCCUACGAAUUGUUCAACCACGACGCCUUUCAAUACCCACUGAACAGCACCAACGCGCUUUACGGCGCCAUUCCGUUUCUCAUGGCGUACUCGGCGAAGGCGACCACGGGUUUUUUGUUCCUCAACGCCGCCGAGCUCCACGUCGUGGUGCGGGAGCGGAAGGCGCCUCCGGAGGAGGCGCCGCCUCGUUGUGAGUGGAGGGCCGAGGUCGGGCCGGUGGAUUUUUUCCUCCUCCCCGGCCCCACCCCGGCGCAGGUUCAACGCCAACACGCCUUUCUCACAGGGCCGACCGUCUUUCCACCCUACUUCGCCCUCGGUUAUCACCAAUCCCGCCGGAGUUAUCUCGACUUCAAAGACGCCCUCUCCGUCGACGAAGGGUUUGAUCAGCACCACAUGCCCUACGACGCGCUCUGGCUGGAUGUCGAGCAUACCGACGAGGGGAGAUCUUUUACCUGGGAUGAGCGUGCGUUUCCCGACGCGGAGGUGCUGUCGGACGCGCUCGAAUCGAAAGGUCGUCGGCUGAUCACCUUCAUCUCUCCGGAGGUGCGGCGGGUGGAGAACUUCACCCUCCACGAGGAGGCCGAGCAGGGACAUCACGCCAUCCAAGACGCGAAGGGCGAGGUCUUUAAAGGGGAGGGCUGGGUAGGGGAGUGUUCAUGGCCGGACUUUCUAAACGCGCGCACGCGGGCGUGGUAUGCGGGUUUUUUUCAGGAUCGGGAAUCCCCGGGCAAGGGUCGAUCGCGGACUCACGUUGGGGUGGGGAUGAACGAACCCGCGGUGCGGAAUGCACCUCGUCGGACGAUGGGAAAGGAGUUAAUCCAUUACGACGACCACGGCCACCGCGUCGAGCAUCGAUCGCUUCACAACAUGUACGGUUUGUUAUCGGUGAUAUCGGCGUAUCAAGGCGCCCUGGGGGCUGCUGGGGAGGGGAAGGCGGUAAAAACGCGGCCUUUUCUUCUCACGCGAAGCUUCUUCGCGGGCUCCCAACGCUACGCGGCGAUGUGGACCGGCGAUAACGUGGCGCGUUGGGAUCAUCUGCAAAGCACCCCGGCGGAACUGCUUUCGUUGUCCAUUUCCAAUUAUCCCUUUUGCGGAAGCGACGUUGGGGGUUUCUAUUCGGAGCCGGAAGAGGAGCUCUUCGUGCGCUGGAUGCAGAUGGGCAUUUUCUACCCCUUCUUCCGCGGCAACGCGAAUCACGACACGAGGCGCCGCGAGCCAUGGGCUUUCUCCGAGGAAGCCCAACACCACGUUCGCUAUGCCCUUGCCCUACGCUACGCGCUGCUUCCGUACCUGUACACGGUCUUUUACCGCGCGCAUCGCCACGGCGAGACGGUGCUGCGCCCGCUCUUUUUCGAAUUCCCCGCGCAGGAGGAUUUGUGGGGGGAGCAGACGACCUUUAUGUUCGGACCCUCCCUGUUGGUUUCGCCGGUGGUGCAUCGAAAAGCCACGGAGACGACGGUGCGCUUGCCCGCGCGCGAGAUAUGGUACGAGUACUCCACCGGGGAGGCGAUCACGGGUCGUACGACCUACCCGAUGCCGGUGACGCUGCAGACCAUCCCGCUCUUCCUUCGUGGUGGCCACAUCGUACCCCUGAAGCUUCGACUCCGCCGCAGCACGUACGCUGCGCGGGGCGAUCCAUUCACGCUUUAUAUCGCCCUCAAUGCCAAGGGGGAGAGUCGUGGUGAGUUUUAUCUUGACGACGGUACCACGUUUCACUACGAGCGAGGGGAUUCGCUUUAUCGGCGGUUUGAAUUCUCGAAGUACCACCUUCGCUGCACCAAGCAUCCAGAGGCGUCGACGAACAGCACUUUCACCGUUUCCAACGUCGUCGAGCGCAUUGUUGUGAUGGGGUAUAACCGAAAACCACUAAAAAUAUACCGGGUAUCGACCACAGAGGAAGGACCAGACCCGCAAAUCGCGGGAGAGCCUAUGCGGUUUGAGCGUGUGGGAAAUUCAAUUAUCGUGCACAAUCCAAGGCUUAAAAUCGAGGAAGACUGGGAAAUUCGCUUUGAGAAUGAUUAA